Messenger RNA from Scomber japonicus (chub mackerel), 2640 nucleotides. It is a transcript of the gene lin54, whose product is annotated as lin-54 DREAM MuvB core complex component. Lineage: Eukaryota; Metazoa; Chordata; Actinopteri; Scombriformes; Scombridae. The coding region runs from base 136 to 2568 and encodes 810 amino acids. Gene Ontology annotation, biological process: regulation of DNA-templated transcription. The record is from RefSeq and is a predicted model, not a curated record. The transcript has 14 exons. Gene Ontology annotation, cellular component: nucleus.
AGGAAUGGCGCUCGGCGCGGUAUUUUGAACAAUCGCCUUUUUUUUCUCCUUCUCCUCGUUUUGUCUCGGAAAAGAAGCUUUGCUCGGCGUCCCAAAAACUCUGGGGGAUCAAAUCAAAGCUGAGACUCUGCCAGCAUGGACGUGGUGUCACCAGAGCUCAACAGCCUCCUUCCUGAUGAGAUCAUGGACACCGAGGCCAUAGAAGAUGUCGCUCAGCCUCAACCGGACGGCGCCGCGGUCCCGUCGGAGCCCACCGACGACACGUCAGUCCCCAUGGAAACGGACACGCCGAUGGCCUCGGAAAGUUUGACCCUCUGCUCGGACGCGGCUCCAGUAGAUCACACUCAGGCUCUCACCGCCUCUACGGACUCCACACACAGCGUCACGGCAGGAGGUCAGCUUCCCAUCUCGAUUUCGAGCGCGCCGUCGCCUCUUCUCACGCUCAAACCGGCCUUGGCCACGUCAACGACCACGACCAAAACCACGGACAGCGUGACGGGGACGAGCAUCACUACGAGCGGCUUACAGAAGCUCACGGCUCCCUUCACCAUCUCCGCCGCCAACCAUCAGAUCAUUCUCAACAAGGUGGCGUCAUCGCAAGCCAGCGAGGCGGCGAAAUCUGCCGGCUCCGCCCCGCAAGUCAUCAAACAGGAAGGACAGAAACUUUUGGUGACGGCGAUCGGGAAGUCGGGGCAGCCGAUCGUGCUGCAGCUGCCGCACGCCGGAAACAAGCCCGGCAUCGCACAGACUUCAGGAGACGCCAAAUCGCCGACGCCGCAGUUUAAAGUGGUGACCAUCGGCGGGAGGUCGGAGCUGAAGCCGGUGGUGGGGAGUGCCGGGAAUCAGCUGACCACGUUACAGGCUCAGCAGCUGAAGACGGUGCAGAUCGCAAAGAAGACGCCGACAUCCUCCGCUGCUCCGAUCAAAUUCAUCAUCACCAAAACGGUUAACAGUAAAGGUUUGAGUCCUCAGACGUCCGUGAGUCCCGUCAUAGCAGGUCGAGUCCUGACCCAGAACUCUCCGGUGAUUCCUCCGAGGACCAUCACACUCUCAGAGCCUCAUAACACUACGAUACAGAGUCUGCCCGGGAAAAAGAUCGCCAUCUCGCCCCUGAAGACCCCCAGCAAGGUUACCGUUGUUUCCGUGGCGUCUCCGACCUCCAACGCUCCUCAGAAGUCCGUAGCGUUGCCCGUUAACGUAGCACUCGGCCAGCAGAUCCUCACAGUCCAGCAGUCCACAUCUGGAUCUCCGGUCAAAGUGGCAACGAGCCAGAGCGCCGGACAGGGUAUCAAACCGGUGCAGUCUGUAGCUGUGGGAGGAGUGGGCGGCUCCCAGUUUAAGACCAUCAUCCCUCUGGCCACGCAGCCUAACGUGCAGCAGAUUCAGGUCCCAGGAAGCCGCUUCCACUACGUCCGCCUGGUCACAGCGACCACGGCCAGCAGCACGGGACAACCCAGCGGCCCCAGCACCAGCUCCUUACAGACAGCUAAACCGAUGGUGGUGAGUACCGGAGCAGUGAGGAUGUCUGUCCCAAUCGUCCCGGCACAGACCAUUAAACAGGUGGUUCCUAAACCUUUAACAUCAGCAACACAAGUCGUCACCACCAAUCAGACCCAGCAGCGCCUCAUCAUGCCCGCCACGCCGCUACCGCAGAUCCAGCCCAACUUCACCAACCUGCCUCCAGGAACCGUCCUGGCUCCGGCUCCCGGAGGAGGGAACGUUGGCUACGCCGUGGUUCCAGCUCAGUAUGUCACACAGCUCCAGCAGUCGCCGUUCGUGACCCUCGCCAGCAGCUCUGGUUUCCCCCCGUCCACUGGCAUCCAGACUCAGGCCAGAUUACCGCUCAACGGAUUGUCAACGGCAGAAUCGACGUCACGGCCGAGAAAACCCUGCAACUGCACCAAGUCACAGUGUCUCAAACUAUACUGCGACUGCUUUGCAAACGGAGAGUUCUGCAAUAACUGUAAUUGUAAUAAUUGUUUCAAUAACCUGGAACAUGAAACAGAACGUCUCAAAGCUAUAAAGACGUGUUUGGACCGAAACCCAGAAGCCUUCAAACCUAAAAUCGGUAAAGGUAAAGAAGGCGAGUCGGACCGACGACACAGUAAAGGUUGUAACUGCAAACGAUCGGGCUGCCUGAAGAACUACUGCGAGUGCUACGAGGCGAAGAUCAUGUGCUCGUCCAUCUGUAAGUGCAUCGGCUGUAAGAACUUCGAGGAGAGUCCGGAGAGGAAGACGUUGAUGCAUUUAGCCGACGCAGCGGAAGUGAGAGUCCAGCAGCAGACGGCGGCUAAAACCAAACUGUCAUCACAGAUCUCAGACCUGCUGAUGAGGACGACGCCGGUCAUUUCUAGUGGGAGUGGGAGGCUUCCGUACACGUUCGUGACGAAGGAGGUGCUGGAGGCGACGUGCGAGUGUCUGCUGGAACAGGCGAAGAAGGCGGAGCACGCCCAUCAGCCUCAGGUGGAGGCGGAGCGGAUGAUCCUGGAGGAGUUCGGACACUGCCUCAUGAGGAUAAUCAGCUCGGCGGGGAAAGCCAAAGCGGACUGCGCCUCCAUCAACUGCUAAAGCUGAGCGGAGAGCGCUGGUUCUCCCCGCCACGCUACGCCAUGACACCCCCCCCCUCCUUAAAAAAAAAUA